AUGAGGUGCAAAAGAAGUGUACCCGAAUGUAACAAAAAAUUUGCAUAUAUGUUGACAUCAUCGAAAUUUGAUGACAUAAAAUCAUGCUAUCAGUUGGCAGCAAUAGCAUUAGCAGCAAUUCUUAGUUUCUGUGGUAAUAUUGAUGGUGAUUUUGUAUUUGAUGAUCGAGAAGCCAUUCUUCAAAAUCAGGCUGUUCAAUCUAUCAUAAAAAUUUUUGAUACUGAUUUUUGGGGUUUCCCGAUACGUUCAUCACGCAGUCACAAAUCGUAUCGGCCACUUACGACUAUUACUUUUGCGUGA
This is a messenger RNA of Thelazia callipaeda (thelaziosis nematode), 300 nucleotides long. Lineage: Eukaryota; Metazoa; Nematoda; Chromadorea; Rhabditida; Thelaziidae. The record is from the annotation of a GenBank genome assembly.